This is a messenger RNA of Emiliania huxleyi CCMP1516, 927 nucleotides long. RefSeq lists its product as hypothetical. The coding region runs from base 1 to 927 and encodes 308 amino acids. The transcript is spliced from 4 exons. Lineage: Eukaryota; Haptophyta; Isochrysidales; Noelaerhabdaceae. The record is from RefSeq and is a predicted model, not a curated record.
AUGAGAGGCUCCUCCUCGUCACGUCCGCUCUGGUGCGAGCGCAGCCGCCGGACCGUGCCUUUGCAGGAGCAGCUGGCGAGAGUUUGCGGCGGCGUCAACGCGCGGUGGCUCGAACGGCGUCGGGGCCGCCUGACCGCCUCCCACUUUGCCGCGGCCCUCGGGUUCCACGGCAAGGCGUCUGCGCACCGGCUGACGCGAAAGCUGGGCGCGGGCGCGUCAGCCGAUGUGCAGCAGAGCGACCCUGGCGUGGACUGGGGACAGCGCCACGAAGCGAGCGGGCUGGCCACCUACCUCUCGUCGUACCUCUCGGCGGCAUGCCCCUCGGCUGAAGCACACGAGACUGGCUUCUGGCCGUUCGAGGUCUCGCAUCCCUCCGGCGCGCGCGCCUCUGUUGGCGCGACGCCCGACGCGAUCGUCCGCGGGGCCGAGCAGGUCUGGCCUGGCGGCCUAGUCGUCGAGGUCAAGUGCCCGUUCCGCGGAGGCCAACCCGCCCCGCACGUCAAGGUACUCCCUCGCAUGAUGCCGCAGCUGCAGGGGCAGCUGCUCGCCACCGGCGCUGCCACGUUGCACCUCGUCUCUUGGUCGCCGUACGGCUCGACCGUCUUCCGAGUGACGGCCGACCUAGACUACCAGCGCGAGAUGGGCGAGGCGCUCGCCCUCGUCGCUCGACAGGCAACGGGUGACGGUGAGGAACUUGGGCGGCUCUCGCGCGCUGUGCGGGAGCGCAGCGUGGUGCUAGCCAAGCGGUCGGAGCGCGUAGCUCUGAUCCCUCCGUCAGAAUGUGUCAGUGUCUACGACGGGCCCUGUGCGCGUGUACACGAGGCGCUCGCGAUAUCGAUCGUAGAGACGGAAAUGACCCUCCACCAGCGCGCGCGCUCCGAGUCCGACCCUCCGUCUGCCUUUGGCGUCGGUCCAAUCGACGCUUGA